AUGACUUCGAAAGCAUAUAGGUGGUGUUCCGUCCCUCUGUGUACUAAUACGUCCAUAAAAACUCCUGAGAAGUUAUUUAUUUUCGUUCCUUUCGAUAAGAAAUUAAGAAAGAAGUGGCUUGAACUUGCAAGACGUGAUUUGAAAGGAAUAUUAUCCACUACACAGCUUUAUUUUUGUGAAGAUCACUUUGACUUACCAAAUUGUAUGGCAAACUACAUGGAGUAUCAUGUGAUGGGGUCAGUGUCGCAGAUUCGCAUGAAACCUGGGUGCGUUCCCUCAAAAUUUGAAUGCCAAUCUGACAGAAGAAAACGAACUUCCAACUCAAACGUAAGGAAAUAUAGUGCGAAAAAGAAAAGAAGAGAAGUCGUUGCAGAAAGCUGA
Leptosia nina is the source of this 381-nucleotide messenger RNA. The record is from the annotation of a GenBank genome assembly. NCBI's taxonomy places the organism in Eukaryota, Metazoa, Arthropoda, Insecta, Lepidoptera, Pieridae.